AUCCAGCAUCUUUUUCAUCCUCAUCCUAAGCCUCUUACGCUCGACGGCCUGGGCGCAGAUACAACUGAGCCCUGAAGCUGCCGAAGCCGCGCUCCAUCUUCCACCCUGCGUGUCGAAAUGCGGUCUCGACAUUCUGCCACAGUUUAACUGCACAAUCGGCGAGGACUGCUAUUGCGCGCGUACGGGGCCGCUCGAGGACGCUCUCGCUUCCUGUGUCAUUGGAGGAUGUCCGUCGCUGGGCGAUGCCUUGGCCGGCCUCAAGUUCCAGGCUCUGUCUUGCAAUUAUCGGACGGAUCGGAACAUUACGCCACUCAUGUUCAGCAUCGUAGUUGCGAUGUUCUCGGUGGCGACUUUCUUCACCAUCGCUCGCUUCAUAUCCCGCUGGCCGAGACUGAGAGGUGCUGGGCUGAGUUGGGAUGAUGGCGUUGUCCUAUUCUGUUUUCUACCUGUGACCGGACUCACGAUCAUGGCAUUGACGAUGAUGCACUAUGGUGUUGGGAAAGACAUGUGGACUUUGGAGAUCGAUACAAUUCUCACAUACGCAAAAUACUUCUACGCUACCCAACCACUGUACAAUUGUUCUGUACUCUGCACGAAGCUCUCACUGGUGCUUCUCUACCUUCGCAUCUGGCCGCGAGAGAAAGGCAAGGGAUGGACCAGUUUUCAUGUGACUUGCUGCAUCAUGAUCUUUGCGCUCAUCGGAACGACCAUCGCCAUCACGUUGGCCACGACUUUUGCUUGCCAUCCCCUCCACAAUGCGUGGCGUUACGCCAAUCGUGCAGGAGGAACAUGCACGGAUCGGGUUGCCGGUGUCUACGCCUACGGCGGUCUGAACAUUUCAUACGAUAUCAUCGUCUUGGCUUUGCCUAUCACGCGACUGCUCAGGUUGAAGGUCUCAACAACCCAGAAGCUCGGCUUCAUUGCUUGCUUCUUGGUCGGAAUUGUCGCCACGGGCUGCAGUAUCUAUCGCAUGUUCACGAUUUACGGCCUCACGACCGCUCGAAACAUCACUUGGGAUUUCACAUCCGUUGGACUCUGGAGCCUGAUUGAAGUGUACGUGAGCAUGAU
Zymoseptoria tritici IPO323 is the source of this 1068-nucleotide messenger RNA. RefSeq lists its product as uncharacterized. The transcript has 5 exons. The record is from RefSeq and is a predicted model, not a curated record. The annotation marks the transcript as partial. Lineage: Eukaryota; Fungi; Ascomycota; Dothideomycetes; Mycosphaerellales; Mycosphaerellaceae.